UGACAGUUGACAGGGCAGUCAAAUAAAAAAAAAUUCUUUGGAAAAGUGAAAGAAAAAAAAUGUUUUCAUAAAAUUCAAUCGGAAAACCAUCGAAAAUAUGAAAAUGUAAUUGUUCAAUAAAUACGUUGUGCUUCGUUUCAUCAGUGUUAAUAAAUCGAAACGACAGAAUCGCCUAAUUUCUCCACAGAAAUUGAUGUUAUAAGUUUCAAGUGAAAAAGUUGAUUUGUUUCUUUGAUGAAAAUGGCUUCCGGAGACUACAAAUUGGACUCCAUCGAAAUUGAAACGGUUACUUCCCAGAAAACCAUGGAUAUACAUUCGCAUACAACAAAAACAACAUCCGAAGAUGAUGAUAAAGAUAAAGUGUCGGAUGGACGGGGAACUAUAGAUGUAAGCGGAGAUCAAAAUAUGCGUGCUGGAGCAUCAGUGGGCCGAUACAAGUAUGAUCGUGAACGCAAAUUGGGCCAUCGACGUAUUGGUGAAGGUGGACAAAUUACGUACAAAAAAAUCGAAACAACUCAAAUUAUGGGAUCGAUUCAGUUAGGCAUUCAACAUACGGUUGGUAGUUUAGCAUCGAAACCGAAACGCGAUUUGCUGAUGAUGGAUUUCUGGGAACUGGAGACCAUAUCAUUCCCGCCAGAAGGUUCCAGUCUGACGCCAGCUCAUCAUUACAGUGAAUUUAGAUUCAAAAUCUAUGCACCGAUCGCAUUUCGCUAUUUUAGAGAUUUAUUUGGCAUUCAACCCGACGAUUUUAUGAUGUCGAUGUGUUCGUCACCAUUGAGAGAAUUGUCCAAUCCAGGCGCAUCUGGAUCGAUAUUCUAUCUCACCGACGACGAUGAGUUCAUCAUCAAGACCGUUCAACACAAAGAAGGUGAAUUUUUGCAGAAGCUACUGCCCGGCUAUUACAUGAACCUCAAUCAAAAUCCACGUACUCUGUUGCCAAAGUUUUUCGGGCUCUAUUGUUUCCAAUGCAAUAGCAAAAAUAUUAGACUAAUUGUUAUGAAUAACUUGUUACCGUCGUACGUUAAAAUGCAUUUGAAAUACGAUUUGAAGGGAUCAACGUACAAACGGAAGGCAAAUAAAACUGAAAGAAGUAAAAAGUCUCCAACCUACAAAGAUCUUGAUUUUAUGGAACAGCAUCCGAACGGGAUUUUUCUCGAAGCCGACACAUACAAUGCAUUAGUGAAAACAAUUCAACGCGAUUGUCGUGUGCUGGAAUCAUUUAAAAUAAUGGACUAUUCACUGCUGGUGGGCGUUCACAAUUUAGAUUUAGCAUUUAAGGAAAAACAAGCCGAACGAAUGAAUCCACCCCAAUCGCCAAAAUCGCCGCGUGAAGAAGAAUCGGACCUGGAAGACAAUUUCGAUCCCGAUCAUUUCAUCACGCAUGACCGAGAUGAACGGGAACGCGGCGCGACUGCAUUGAAUCGGAGUAGAUCGAUCAAUCGUCAACGGCUGGUGGCACAUUCGACGGCAAUGGAAAGUAUUCAAGCGGAAAGUGAGCCAAUUGAUGAGGAAGAAGAUGUACCACCGGGCGGUAUACCAGCACGAAGUGAAAAGGGUGAACGACUGUUAUUAUUUAUUGGAAUCAUAGACAUACUACAAUCGUAUCGACUUAAGAAAAAGUUGGAACACACAUUCAAAAGUAUUAUUCAUGAUGGAGACACCGUGUCGGUAUGUCGACCAUCAUUCUACGCUCAAAGAUUUCAGGAUUUUAUGGCGAAAACAGUUUUUCGAAAGAUACCAUCGCUGGAUCUGCCGGAGAUUAAAGGGAAUCAUAGAAAGUUCCGUACUUUGGUCUCAAGUUACAUAGCUCUGAAACAUUCUCCGUCAAAACGAAAAAGUCUAUCCCGAGUAGCUCAAAGGUCCACGGAAGCAGACUCGGACAGUCAUCCUGUGGCUGGAACGUCAUACCAUAAUCAUCAUCACCAUCAUCACAAUAAUGCAUCAGCUACGAAACCGGCAACCCCAACCACUGCUGCUCCUUCUACGAUAUCAGUUGUUCCCUCAAAACCAAUCGUAACAACAGCACCAUCACAGACUAGUCCCGCUAUAACGCUUCCGCCGCUUAAACAAAAAACUGCAAUUGUAAAAUCAAAAGUCCCUCCACCUGUUCCACCGAGAGGUUCUCCGAAAGAACGUAGAACCCAUAAAACUGGUACGAGUCCGCGCGCCACACCACCAGGUACUGCACCCUCAUGUUGCUCUACACCUCCUCCUGCUUUUGACGAUAUAUCGGAAGGAAGUAGCAUUCAUCGGCCGCAUCAUCACGAUGAACGAGGAAGUGUUGACCGUCGUGUUCACAUGAGUGGAUCGACCAGUCGCAGUACAGCGUAUAGGGAUGAUACUGUCAGAUUUCACGAAUUGACCAAAUCCACGUAUAGUAUUAGUAUAUCCGAGAUCCGGCUAGAUCCUCAUCUAGCUGUCGACACAUCUAGCGGAAGUCAGUAUGGAUCUAGGGGAGCAUUAGUAUGGACACCACCAGCUUCGGUUGAAGGGUCAACGCCUACUUACACAGAAGGAACACCAAGUUUUACCGAGUCCAGUUCAAGUGGAGAUAUGGCUUUUUCAGGAAAUUCGUCACCUUUAAACACGUCAGCAUCCGAUCGUCACAAGCCUACGGUGGAGGAGGCAUUGAAUUCAUUAACAUCGGAAAUGCUAAACUUGCGGUGUCAAGUUGAUUACGAUUAUGAAUGAAAGACUUUUAUAAACACAAACAAUAAAAUUGUAUAAAUGAGACAAAACCAACAACGCGCUUUGAGAAUCCAGAAACAUUGAAGACAAAAACCAACAAAAUAAAAGAAAGCAAAAAUGUUUCUGGGAAAGUUUUUUUUUGUUUCUUUUGAAUGAAACAAGUAAAUUAAAUACAUUUAGAGAAAAUUAUGUACAAUAUAAUCAUCGUGUUAGGCUUAUACAUCCGUAGUGGCUAUUAGUCAAAAAAAAAAAGAUUUUCAACGGCAAGUCAUCGACAAGUUAUCGGCUAAAAGACUCUGGCCUGUGUUGUCUUAUAUAUAGCGAAAAUGUAUGUUAUAACCAAUAAAGUAAAAGAUUUUGUAUCAAAAAUUAGCCGAUACUUGAAACGAAAGGACUAACAGAAAUUUCUUCGUGGCUUGCCGUUAUUAAAAUGGAUUAGUUGUGGUAACGAUGUCGUAAAGCUACGAAUUUAAUUGCUUGAAACUCUUGAUCGAACCAUUUUCGAAGAAAGCUAAGACGGAAGUGCUUUUCAUAGAUGGUAAAGAAAAGCUGCCUUGCGCCUUAGAAGAUUUUCAAAUGAUUGACUUAGUAACUAUUCGACAUUACUAUCCCCACUAGGAUAACGAUAAAAUAUUUGUUUCAAAAUAUACAUGUCCCAUAUCGACAUUUUGUCGAUUGUUUUUUAUUCUAAAAAUGUUAAAUGAUAAAGUAAUUGCUGGACCGCAGACUAUUCCUCCAAUAAUUUUUAUUUAUAUUUAAUAAUCGCACGAUACAAGUAGCGAGCUGGAGUUUUUCGCUCAGGAUGUGUAACCUAUUUAACAUCUCGUGCGAAAAACAUCACAAACCAAAUAGAAACUAUCUUCGAAUCCCCUAACCAAUAUCAAUUAUGAAUGAACAAGCUCAAAAUUGGGAUUUUACUAAUUUUACCAGUUCCUUACACAGGUCAUAUUAUUGGUACAUUUAUUAACCGAAUUUACUGAAAUUUACCAAAGAUUUACCGAAAUUUACCGAAAACCAAAAUUCGGCAAAUAUUUGGUAAAUUUGGUGAACAAACCAAUUAUAAUCCCUGUCCAGUGUUAGUAUCCAGUGAUGCGAUCCAUCUUUGAUAUGCCAUUUUUCACAUUGUGAAUUCUUACACCAAGUCUAAAAAAUUCAAAUUCCUUUACUAGACUUCUAGAACGAUUCCUUCAUGAUCUCGAUGAAUUUGUGUUUAGAACACCAAUCCGUUGUUUUUGGAAUUUUUUGUUGAUUAAAUUACUAUUUUCAAACAUCCAUUCUGAUAAAUUAGAAAUAGGUUAAUUUCUGAGCCAUCUUGUGCCGGACUGGGCAUUCAGAUGAAAAAAUACGAGAAGGGUACUUAUAAAGAUUGAAAUUAUGAUGCGGAAUUCGGUGUUAGUUGAUUUUGUACCAGUGAUUUUUUCUACUAAAAUGAAUUGCGACGAGUCUUACGUUCAGCAAUUACUCAACACCAUACUAAUUUUUACCAGUUAUUUACAAUCGCCGUAUUAGGUUAGUUGCUAUAGAUAGAUAUUGUUAAGCAAUAAACAAUAAAAAAUAAAAAAAGAAAGAAAAUUGAAUGUUGAGAGAGGACAUGAUGUUGAAAGUUUGUUGUUUUUUUCAACACAGAAAAAGAAAUGUGAUUUAGAAAAGAUAUUUUCCAUUUAAAAAAAGUAAAAAAAGAAAAAUCUCGUUUAUUACUUACUUAAAUACUAAUUUUUAUUUAUAUUCAAAUUAAAUGUGCAAUGAAUUGAUGAGAAUAAUAAUUAAUAAAAAAAAAUGAAAAAUGUGAUUAUUUUACCAUAUCUACGUUGCUAAAUUGUUCAAACUUAAUAAUGUCUGUGUAUUAUAAUAUGUUGCUAAUAUGAUUGUCCGUUUUUUUAUAAUAUGAUAAUCGAAAACAUUUUUUUAACAAAAUUUUCAAAUUUAAUUCUAAUUUAAGUUUUCGAAACAAAGAAAACAUUUGUCCCAGUUAAAAACCAUUUCAAAGUUUACUUUUUCAUGUUCUUAUCUAUUCAUUUUUGUGAACGAGCUGCCUAGUCGCUCUAGACUCUGUAGCAAACAAACAUUUAAUACAAAAAAAAUUCACAAAUUUAAGACGAUUUAAAUGUGAUAAAGUUUACGAAAUGUGCCUCAUUAUUGGCAUUAUAAAUUAAAAUAUUCCAUCGUGUUAAACAAAUAAAUUAAAUUCUCUCUCCCCAAUCCAAUUAUCAAUUAUAAUCCUGAUCGUUACAGUUAUUCUGAGUAUUCUGUUGCGUGUGACUGUGAUGCCAACAGUUCUGGGAACAGUCAUGCGUCAUAUUCAUUGGAUUUUUAUCUUUGAUUGUUCAAUUAAAUUCUAUUUGGGUUUCUUAAUGUUGUUCAGGUAUCGUUGUUUUAUGAUGUGCCGAGAGACAAGUGUGCAAGAUAAAUCAAAAAUAGUUUUUUUUAGAUGGGAAAGACUUGCAUACAAGACCUUUAACAGACAGAUUCUGACACCAAAAUAUUUUUCUCAACUCAGUAAAUAAAAGAUAAAUUUCGUUUUUUGAUAAGUUGUAUGCAACUCGGCGAUAGAUGUGUUUUCGUAACUAAUGUUGAAAUAUCGCGACUGCGCAGUUUAGAAAAAGUGAUGUUCCUAAUCUAUACUAAAAGGAUUUUUAGGCGAAUUCGAUUCGCUUUCAUUCGCUAAUCUUUUGGCAUGCGUUAGGAAUAUUAACUAUGUUAGACACACGAUGUGUUUCGUCACACUCGGCCGGCGUAAACAUUUGUCACUCGGUUGCGUAAAUAACCAGUUCUAAGCUUAUGUAAAUAAACUUUGCAUUCGCUAAAAGGAAAGUCCUCCAAAAGAUGCAUCCCUUACUCCUACGACUCUUUUAUUUAUUACCUUAAACCAUUGUGCAAUCCAUACUACAAUUUUUAUGGUUCGUUCACUGGAUCAACAAUCAGAAAUAAAGUGAGUCUUCCAUAGAAUCUCUAUUUCAAUUUCGUUGUAAAACGUGUGUCGGCUACGAGAUUUUCCUGAAUUUUAUUUAGUCAGUAACGCCACAUUUUAAUCUCGCAUCUGGUAACAUAAAUGAAUUUAUUCGUGAUGGGUAAUAACAACUCCUCUGUGACGUAGCAUUUCUUGAGGAAGUACAAUUCUCGAGAGAUCGAGAACUGGUUAUACCUAAAGUUCCAUUGUAAUUUUUUGUGCUCAGACAGAUAAAGGGUUCAUUUAGAUUCACUGUCCACGCUGACAGCUGCCAGGAGGAGAAGAAAAGUCAGCAAUAACAAAUUCUAUAAUUUCUGCCAUCAUUUUCUGUCUAUAUACUGCGUUGCAGUUGUAUAAAUAUUCCAAUUAAAUAAUAAAAUUCACAAAAAAUU
Molecule: messenger RNA, 6027 nt
Organism: Bradysia coprophila
Lineage: Eukaryota; Metazoa; Arthropoda; Insecta; Diptera; Sciaridae
Gene: PIP5K59B
Product: Phosphatidylinositol 4-phosphate 5-kinase 59B
Biological process (GO): phosphatidylinositol phosphate biosynthetic process
Cellular component (GO): plasma membrane
Molecular function (GO): 1-phosphatidylinositol-4-phosphate 5-kinase activity
Source: RefSeq, a predicted model, not a curated record